CACUCGCAUGUACGUAAUAAGGAACGGAUACGGAUAAACAACGCUGCUUUACAAGGAGUGGCAGCGAAACAGAACGGCAAAAUGUCACUGUUUCUAAAUAUUUUGAGUGGAAUAAUUUUCAUUAUUUCAAGCGCUGAGGCUGAUAUUUAUCUCCACAACCUCCGGGGCAGCAACAAUCGGCUGGAUGAAGCUACUCGGCCCAGGACAAAUGAAAAAAGGAUGUUUAACUCUCAGAACAACGCCCGAGGGGGGUACAACGUGGGCUCCCUCUUCUACUAUCAGGGGUCUUUGCUGCCAAUAGAAUGGACCAACCAGCACUCCUGCCAUGAUGCCAACAGUCACUGCGAGAUCAUCCUGCAGUACAUGUGCGGGGACGCCGUCCGGGAUGGCGCCACUACCAAAACAAUUCCUGAAACUCAUGCCCAGUGUCUCAACAAUGACUGCAACAGCGACCGCACUUAUGGCAUGCACGAAGACUACAACUACUACAACCACUGUAAACGGCGACAACGAAAUAAAGGCCUCUUUGUUGCCGACCAGAAUCUAAACAACAGGAAUCGUCAGUUUGCUCGGAACACAAGACAGAAUCCAGCGGGAACCAGGUAUGGGUACGAGUGUCCUGAGGAGAGAGAUUACUACCCAUACUGGCACCCAACACCCUGGAAGGACAUCGCAGUGAUGACUAAUGAUGCCCAGCGCUGCCUGUACUACCGAGCCCAGAGUGAGAACGUCAAGUCUCGCUGGGCCUGCGUCCUCCUCAACGACAGCACCACCGCUAUACCCAACAACAAGGAAGACUGCGAGCAACUUGAGACCAAUGGAGUCAAGGGCCAGUGGAAGGAAUUUCCUUCACAUGGACUACCUCCCCCUGACUGUCGGGAGACAGACUUCUCUCGGGAUAAUCACCUGGGAAACGGCAUUGGCGGUCACCCCCUACUUUACAACUGGACAGUCCCGAACAUCAGCCACGAGAAGUGUGUCAUGAGGAUCCGAUACAACGUCUCAACCAACGACUACGAUGGCUGGAACACAAAUUCUAGUCAGAAUGGAAACCCAACCAAAAUCGAAAUGGCCGACAAGUAUGGCUUCUCUACCGAGGAAGCCGCUGGAACAAGAGGUUACAAGUUUAAAAAUAACCCCGAGGUGAAGCUGUUCGACGAUGCUGACUUCAGCCUUCAGCUGGCCAUCAACACUGCCCAGUAUGGUCGGGUGUUUCAAGAUAGGUCUCACACAUUUGCUAUACGCCCUCGUCCAGACCACAUUGACAGCACAAGCACCAUCCACAACUUGAACGUACGCGGCAAGCGUGGCAACAUUGUGCAGGUGUACCCUUCUGUGGAAUACGACUUUGUACCAAACACCCUGGAGAUGGGGACAGGGGAAUAUGUGCACUUCCAAUGGACUGGUUCCAACACCAACAACCGUGGCAACGAUGGAAACGGUCUGGCUGGCACUGACCGCAACAACAUCGUUCUUCUGUCUGCAAAGAAAUACCCAGAAGGCAGUGGAGCCUCCUUUGGACCUGGCGUGAAACGGGGACAUUUUGGCGUUAAUUACCCUGAACACGUGACAAAUGAUACCUUCCUGGGACUGGGAAGAAAUGAUGUAGAAAAGCUUGCUCUUCUUACCACAGGUCAGUUCGGGGGUGAAAUGUCACAGCUGGAUGACGCAGGUACAUACUUCAACCUUGACCCCAGGCAGAUAACUCAGCUAGGAACUUACCACUUCAUGUCCACGAGGAACAACGACUUCUCCAACAGGGACCAGAAGGCCCGCAUCAUGGUGUACCCCUACCCAGUGAGAUACGAGGCCAUCGGCAGCAUGGGCGGCAGUGUCACCCUGCCUAGUGGCAAUGCCAAGGUUGAAGUGAGUCAAGGAGCCUUUGACAGACUACAGAAACUGAGACUUGAGGAAUGGAGUCGAGAGGAGGGAGACAGGCAGAUGCAGGCAGCACACCAGACCAUGAAUCUCGGCAGUGACUACGUCAGCAACUUCCUGGUGGUGUAUCCACAAAGCCAGAUCGCAAGUGACAGCAAAACAUUCACCAUUGAGCUGAAGGUUGACAGCGGCAGCUCGGACGUCGUCGUCUACAGGUCCAAUGCCAACAACUUCGCGACAUGGACGCGAGUGGAUGCCAGUAUUGACGGCAACAUGGCCAAGUUCCAGGCCCAGGGAGGGGGAGUCUUCGUGGCACGCAGUACCAGCAACAUCGGGAUGGUCGUCGGGAUAGCAAUUGCCUGUAUUGUCAUUGUCGUCAUCCUCAUCGGGACUCUGGUUUACUUCAAACUGCAUCCCAAGAAGUGGCAAAGUGUUAAAAACAACGCCAAAUACAUUCAGAGAUCUACUCAGAGCAAAGUAUGAGAAAUAUUUCUGCUGGAAGAAAAACCAACUCGGCUCAAUAGGUAGCACAUUUUUAUCAACCUGACCAAUUUGAAAUCAACCAGCAAUGUAAGUUUUGCAAAACAAGAUGUUAAAUUAUUUUUCACAAAGCAGGCCCAAUUUAUGGAUAACAACUUCUUAAUAUACUGUGAUAGCAACGUUUUUUUAUGUCCUUAUUGUCAAGCAACACUGAUUAAUGGUAAGGAAUUAUAAAUAGUAGGUGAGGAUUGACCGUGACAAUUUGCAUACAGGAGAGAUUGACAUGAGUAGGUUAAGUAAUAAAAGAGCAUAGACCAUAAAUUGUGUCUACCUAGCUUCUAAGAAAUGCCAAUCAAAUAAUUAUAAGUACCGGUAAUUUAAAAUGGUGAUUCCUGACCACUCCAUCUGGUGCUGCUCCACAGUAAGUGCCGCUGGUGUCACUGUUACUGGCAGAGCUGAUAUACCCAGGAUACACUGUGUAUUGUGACACUCUGUUAUCAAUACAAUAAGCGUCACAAUACUAGAUGUCAUGUGAAUGUAUUUUAAUUUAGACAUUUCAAAGGUAAACAAAGCAAUUAUUUUCCAAAAUAUUUUUUUUACGUCAAAUGUUACGUCAGAUAUUUUAACGGCUUUAGUGGAUGUUUUGAUCAGUACCAAUACGUACAGCAUUAAGUGUGCAGAUAAUCACGUUAAUCUGUUAAAAGUAUACAUACUGUAUUCGCCAUAUGAAGCGCUUGGGAGGGGGGUAAAUUUUGUUUUGAGAGAUUGAGCGGAAGGGAACACACUUUGUUCAAAAUCUUUUCUGUAAAAAGAGUACCCGCCAUGAUAUCGCUGGAAUAUUGCUAAUAGUGGCGUAAAACCAUACUUACUCACUCACUCACUGUAAAAAGAGACAAAAAUCCAGAAGACAAUACAGACUGUCAAGUAAAUUUUCUGUCCAAGUAGAGUGCGUUUAUAAAGAUUUAUCUAGGAGUUGGUCAACGGGUGCUUGUUGGAGCAGGGCGCUUAGUGCGGUGAAUACGGUACUUCAUAGGGUGAUGCACCAGUGCAUCGAUGCAUCUCCUUAUUAGCCUUCCUCAUUGUAGUAUCUAGUCUUGACCAUCAUGACCACAGCAGGGAUUUGUCUAGAUCUGCCCCGAGGCCAAUAUUCGGCUUCAAGUCUGCAGCAACUGUCAGUAAAAAUUCCCAAAUUUAAAUGAAAAAAAUCCUUUAUGUUAAUUUCGUUAUUACUAAUGUUAUAACUUUGUCAGGGAACUUGUACUUCCACAAAUAAAGAGGCAUUAAUGCUCAGUUUUACAUUGUUGCAUAAGAUGCAAUGUUACAAUACCUCUGAAUUUAAGAACAUUUGAACUUUAAAAAAUCUGAUUUUGAUUAAAAUCAUAAUUGUUCCUCAAUAUGCCUGCCAAAGGCACUUAGUUUAGAGUCUACGAUACAGCCCCACAUAGAGGUCCCUAUUCCCUUGUCUAUAUGUCGACAUUUUAUCAGCUGGUUCCAGCAAUCUCCACACGGUUAUGAAUACAAAUACUCAUCUUUCAGUUUUACAUAUCAGAUGUGACUUGUGUAAUACAUGCAUGUAUCAAACAUCUUUAUCAUUUGGAAUCUUGUUCAUGUUCCAUACAAAUUCCACAGCAUCUCUAACAGCAAAAUAUGUAUUUAUGAUCAUAAUCAUAUUUGAUAA
Messenger RNA from Haliotis rufescens (red abalone), 4036 nucleotides. Its product is annotated as protein DD3-3-like. The record is from RefSeq and is a predicted model, not a curated record. Lineage: Eukaryota; Metazoa; Mollusca; Gastropoda; Lepetellida; Haliotidae. The transcript has 13 exons. Bases 82 to 2361 code for a protein of 759 amino acids.